ACCAACCAAUGAUCAGCGAGGAGGACAACACACGCUCUCAGCAGCUCAGCUUCCUGCAGCAGGCUCUGCAGGGCAUGCAGAAGCAACUGUUAAAAAUGAGGGAAGAAUUGAAAGAACGGGAGUCAGAGCUGGAGAAGAGUGUGGAGGACAAGCAGCAGCUGAACAACCAAGUGCUGAACCUGAAGGAAGGCCUCCUGAACCUGCAAAACACAGACAUAGUGCAGCUGGAGAAGUCGCAGCAAGAUGACAGAGGUGGCGAGGACAACGCUAAUCAAACCAGCGAAGCCACAGUGUCAACAGUGGUGUCCUGCAGUCAGGAAAAGGAAGGACCUCAGGAGAAAAAUCCACUGAGUCCUGUGAACUCUGAGAGGGAGGCUCUGCUCGUUGGGAUCAUUGCAACGUUCCUGCACGUCCACCCGUUCGGAGCCAGCAUCGAGUACAUCUGUUCCUACCUGCAGCGCUUGGACACCAAGAUCAACACCAGUGAGGUGGAGGCUCUUCUCUCUCGACUGCCCUGCACCUUCAGGCAGGAGCUGAGCGGAGUCGGAGCGAGUCUGGAGAAACGCUGGAGCUUCUGCGGCUUCCAGGGCAUCAAGAGCACAUAAACUCUGCUGGAGACGCUUCUGGAGAGACGACAGACAACAUUGGGACACUGUAGAGACAUGAAAGACACAGUUUAAAACCCAGAAAUAUCAAAGACUGUACCUGUACAAGGACACAGAAGACUGAGCACACUGGAGGGAAUGUUACACCAACAUUUCACUGACUCUGUAGGUGGCAGAGACGUGACAAAGCAUCCCAGUAUCAGAAUGAUGCUUGAAAUCACAUGGCUAAGUCUUCAUGAGAGUGAACUCUGUGUCUGCUACCAUAUUUCUAGACCAAACGACUCUCUAGGAGUCACAGAAGACAACCGAUUCCCACAGUCACUGGAUUAAUAUGUAGUCAUCGCCAACACGAGCGGAUAAUUGUGAUUUCUGAGCCCGUGGGGGGGGGGGCUCUGUAUGGUGUCAGUGUGCGCCAGGACUACAGGGCUAACCGAGGCGGCGGAUCAGGGUCAAACCGAACACUCUGGUCUCCAUCUCUCCCCUUUUUGCUGUUCCUGGUUUGUAAAAUAGAUCUAAAAUGGAUAUAUUUCUUCAUUUUCUGUAAAGGCUGUUAACAGUUGCAUAGAAUCAUUUGUUGUAAUACACUGUAAAUGCUUGGAUGAUAUUUUUGAUUAUAAAAACACACAUUUGAGUAUAUAAAA
Messenger RNA from Notothenia coriiceps (black rockcod), 1246 nucleotides. RefSeq names its product ecto-NOX disulfide-thiol exchanger 2-like. Gene Ontology annotation, biological process: ultradian rhythm. Gene Ontology annotation, molecular function: oxidoreductase activity. Gene Ontology annotation, cellular component: plasma membrane; external side of plasma membrane. The coding region runs from base 9 to 605 and encodes 198 amino acids. The transcript has 6 exons. Lineage: Eukaryota; Metazoa; Chordata; Actinopteri; Perciformes; Nototheniidae. The record is from RefSeq and is a predicted model, not a curated record.